Rotaria sp. Silwood1 is the source of this 636-nucleotide messenger RNA. The record is from the annotation of a GenBank genome assembly. NCBI's taxonomy places the organism in Eukaryota, Metazoa, Rotifera, Eurotatoria, Philodinida, Philodinidae.
AUGUUCUUAUUGAAUGGUUUUGAUUUUUUAAAUAGGUCAACUAAUGGUGGUGGUGGCUCAACACCAGCUGCUGGUGCUGGCGGUGGUGGUUCAAAACGUCUAGCUCAACAACAGGCACAAGUAGAUGAAGUUGUGGAUAUAAUGAGACAAAAUGUUGAUAAGGUGUUAGAACGUGACAAAAAUUUAUCACUUCUUGAUGAUCGAGCUGAUAAAUUACAACAUAAUGCAGCUCAAUUUGAACAACAUGCUGGAAAAUUAAAACGAAAAUUUUGGUUAAAAAAUAUGAAGAUGAUGAUUAUUAUGGGAAUAAUAGGCACUAUUUUAACUAUAGUGGUAAUAGCAUGGAUUUAUUCGAAAGUAAAAGCAGUUACACCUACUCCUCCACCUGCUGAUGUAACAACAGCUGGUCCAUCAAUAAAUGAUGAAUCGUUUAAAGUAGCUGGUGGUUCAAUGGGUAUACCAGGUGGAGAAAAAUUAACAUCAAAACGUCAUAGACAACGAAAAAAGACGACAACAACAGCAAGUAUUCUAGUCAGCUCAACAGUAGCAUCAAAAGAUGAAGAUAAUGGAUCUACAAAUGGGGCAGAUACUUCAAAAGCAGUUAUUAAAAGAUUUAUUCGUACGCUUAUACAAUAG